Molecule: messenger RNA, 773 nt
Organism: Folsomia candida
Lineage: Eukaryota; Metazoa; Arthropoda; Collembola; Entomobryomorpha; Isotomidae
Exons: 2
Coding region: 34-654 (206 amino acids)
Source: RefSeq, a predicted model, not a curated record
AAUUAGUCAACCUUCUGGCCGACCUUUGUUACCAUGUUGCUUCGACUAAUUUAUAUCACUGCCUUCUUCAACAUUGCGCUGGGCUACGUGCAGGAGCUGUCAUUAUUUACAGAAAUUGGCUUAGAAGGAAAUGAGUUCAUCUUCCGAAGUAAGGAGCCCGAUAUUACGGCAUAUUCGGCCUUGUUGCGGGAUGUAAAGUCGUUAUGCUACAAAGGACAUUGGAAAGGUUAUAGUGCAACGAACUAUACAAGUGAUCUUACAUUCACAUACACUUCCGUUUCUGGAACGCAAGUUUGCCUAAAUAGAACAAUUCCUGAAACCCUGUCUUUCCGACAUCACGGACCCUCGGACCCAACAGCACCAAGUGUUUCAAUUUACAGCGGAGUACCAGGUAACGCACAUGGCGGGAUGGAGCGAACUUUUACUGGAUUAGCGGCCAACAAUUUUGACUUUGUUCCAACUGCCCUGAUUCUUACGGGAAGAUCGAGUUGGACUGGAUUUUUCAAUAAUGAUUUUUCCGGAAACUCGACAUGUUACUCAACCGCAGAGUUGAUUGGAUGGGUUUAUAUGUACGGAAAUGUGGUCAGGUCCAUAGUCCAAGGAUGUAAUCCGAUUCAUGAAAGCGAUUAUUUUGAUGUUGAUAAGUCUUUGUGAACAUGUUUAAGUUGUCGAAUUGUGUAAUAUUUAGAUUAAAAUUAUUAUGUAUUAAACCAUGGUAAUAAAUGUUAUCUUGCUAUUUGAAUAAAUUUAAAAUGAUACUAAUUUCCCUAUAA